AUGUUUUGGUGGAAUCGCGUCAUGAACAAAUACAAAAAACUAAAGGGAGACUAUGAUAGCACAUCCUGUGCUCGACAUAUUUGGUCAGAUUCCGAAGAAGAAGAAGAAGAAGGAGACGAAGUGGAGCUGGAAUUUAUGCAUGAACCAGUUUAUAGUGAUGAAGAUAUUGUCGACGACAGCCCUUUCGAAACUUUGUUGAUGAAACCGAAACGAUUGGAAUGGAUGUUGUCAGAAUUGCGCGGUUUCGAGAAUCCAGACAUCAAACUCGAACAAUACGAGACCUCUCCUGAGCUAGCUAUAGCUAUUGUGGAUUCUAUUGAUCGGCUGGUCGGACUUGACGGACGAUUUGUUGCUGAUCUCGGCUGCGGUUGUGGAAUGUUGAUGUCAACAGUUGCACUUGCGCACGAGCCAGCAGCCGUUGUAGGUUUUGACCUGGACAAUUGCGCACUUUCAAUAUGCAAAGAAAAUCUGGAGGAUUUAGAAAUUGAUGAUAGGUGUGAUCUAGUAAGAACCGAUGCGCUCGAAAUCCCCGAUGGAUUUCGUAGCGAUUUCGAUGUUGUUAUAAUGAAUCCACCAUUUGGAACUAAGAAUAACGCAGGUAUGGAUAUACGUUUUGUCAGGGCUGGUCUCGAGAUUUUACGUCCGGGCGGCAGCCUUUUUUCUCUGCAUAAAUCUUCUACAAGAGAUCAUAUACUUAAAACAGCAAAUAAAUGGGAUGAUGCAGAUGCAAGAUGCGUAGCCCAGCUGCGAUGGAAUCUCCCUGCCACCUACAAGUUCCACAAGAAAAAAUCAGUAGAUAUUGAUGUUGAUUUGAUACAUUACAAGAAAAUAUAA
Necator americanus (New World hookworm) is the source of this 834-nucleotide messenger RNA. RefSeq lists its product as uncharacterized. The coding region runs from base 1 to 834 and encodes 277 amino acids. NCBI's taxonomy places the organism in Eukaryota, Metazoa, Nematoda, Chromadorea, Rhabditida, Ancylostomatidae. The record is from RefSeq and is a predicted model, not a curated record. The transcript has 8 exons. Gene Ontology annotation, biological process: rRNA methylation. Gene Ontology annotation, molecular function: nucleic acid binding; rRNA (adenine-N6-)-methyltransferase activity.